Messenger RNA from Cornus florida, 770 nucleotides. RefSeq lists its product as uncharacterized. The coding region runs from base 69 to 569 and encodes 166 amino acids. The transcript has a single exon. NCBI's taxonomy places the organism in Eukaryota, Viridiplantae, Streptophyta, Magnoliopsida, Cornales, Cornaceae. The record is from RefSeq and is a predicted model, not a curated record.
UUUCCUACCAUCUCUCUCUCUCUCUCUCACUCACUCACUCACACACACACACACACACACACAGUCUCAUGGGUAAUGCAGCAUCUUGUGCACCUUCAAUAAUCUCCAGUGGUGUAGUGAAGGUGAUGAUAUUCAGCGAAGGAAGAUUGGAAAUCUACACAAGGCCAAUGAGAGUGGGUGAGCUCAUGGUAGAGAACCCUGGACAAUUUGUCUGUGACUCCACCCAUCUCCAAGUAGGUCAUCGGAUUCCGGGACUUUCAGCCGACGAAGAGCUUCAACGCCGCAAACUCUACUUUCUUCUCCCCAUGGAAAUGCUAUACUCAGUCCUAACAAAUGAGGAGCUGAGCUGUGUCACACACAAGGCUUCCAAAGCAUUGAAGAAUGGAAGUUUGAACUUUGCCAAGAUUUUUCCGAUCAUCGGUGAUUUCAGCUGCAUGUUCCCUUCCGAUGCCAAGACGUCGGAUUCUUCAUCGAGCACUUCAGAGCCACUUGAGAGGUACUCGAGGCAAAGAUCGUGGGCUCCUGCUUUGGAGACCAUAGCUGAAAGUUCGCCAUUGUCAAAGAAAUAAAAAUUUGUUUGGUUUAAUUUUCUGAUAACAGUUUUUUUUUUUCAUAAAGUUUUAUGUGUAGAAUGUUCAUGAAUGUUAAAAUUACCUGGACUGACCGUUGUUACAUAGUCACGUAGAAUAAAUUCUCAGAACAUAAUUUUUUCUGUCUUAAGAGUAUCUGAAUCAGACUACUUGGGAUAGACAAAUCAAUCCCAUAUCAUC